CUUUCCGUUUGUUCCGCCUGUUUACAAUUGAACUAUUUCCUCCUUGGCUGUAUCUCAGGGUGCUGGUACACAAUGAAAAUUGAGACAUUUGCAAUGUUGCCACAAAAUCGUAUCUGUUGUACACAUCCUGCACAAACAACUCGUAUGCGCUAAAUGAGCAAGGCUUCUACUACUAUUAUCCUUUGAUCUAAAAGAGGUUGCCGUGGAUACGAGAGGCAUCGUACUGCCCCGCCAUGUAAGCAUCGCCCUGGGAGUUGACAGGACCAUCCCAUAAUCCUCUCGCCCAAUGGACUUCACAGGCUGCAGUAGACGAUGGAGGACUCGAAUCCCGGAGUUCAUUCGCAGUGGAACAGGGCAAACCACCAUCCAGAAUUUGGAAGACAGAGAAAGAACCCAUGACAAGGAAAGGGCAGGGGCCAGGAAGAGUGUUACUAUGGCACCAACGUCCAGAUAUAUGACUGACAGAAGGCAGUAUGUUAUGAGAAGACCCCUGUCUGCCACAGAACACCAGACCUCCAUUCUGAAGAAGUCACACGAGCACUCCGAUAAGGAAAAACAGAGGCAAUGUAGCGUCACUGAAGAACACAAUGAUAAUCUUCAUCUACAUACAGAGACAGAUUUCCACGCUAAACAAGCUGAAGAGGAGAUCCCAGACCUGUCCUUAGACCGUUUUCACAUGGAUAUGUCACCUAUCUCGCCCUCUGGAGAACAUCUGUCUACCCCACUGGAUGUUGCUGACCAAAGGCGCUGGUAUUCCCAAGAGGAGCCUGUCUUUGGCUCUCCUUGCCAGGGAAGCAGGCUCAGUCCACGCAGCCUAUCUAGCCCUCCUUUGGAAGUCCGCCAAUUUAGCUCACCCCUUAGCCCCAAAUGGAACUCCACUCUUCUGUCUCCUCCAUCAUGCAGCCCAUCCUUCCGCCCCUCUAGGUCCCGACAGACAGAGUUAAGGUUAGGAGGAGGAAGAGAGACACGCUUCAAAGCAGCGUCCUCCUUAGGUUACUCCAAAAGUUACAUCCCCCCUGCUCUUCACAACAUGCCCCCUCAUCAGGCUAACUACUGGGCGUGCGCCAUCCCCACAUCCAUGCCCCCAUCCCCAGACAGAGGCUCCCCAGCCUGGGACCCGGACAAGGAGUACCAGGCCCUCCUUGACUACACCUACCCCCUUCGGCCAGGAAGGGUGGUCAGUAGCUGGGAGACCUCUGAGCUAGAGGGUGUCUCUCUACUCCAGAGAAACCCAGGCCUCCAAGACUCAGGAAUAGAACUGGAUGGACUCUGUAGCUCAACCAGCCUAUCAGCUAUAGACUUUCCUUUAAGUGGCGCCUUGGGAGUAGGUACUGUGUGGGCCAGGGAGAAAGGAAUGCUGGGCCCAGAUCAGAGGUUGUCCGAGCCCCGUGGACUCUCGCACUCCAAAUUCUCAAAUGGCAUUCUGAGCAGUAGCCCCUACUCCUCUGCAGAAGGUUUAUCUUUGGAGAGCCUCCACUGCAGUAAAGAAAGGACUGGGCUGAACCAAGCAGCUUGUAGCGGGGGUGGCCAAUAUAGGCAAACAGGUGUCCUUUCCACUUCCAGCGGAUUCAUCCGAUCAACCAGUGUCCUACCCCGUCUGAGUGGUCUCAAAGGUGAAGCAUGGGAUGAGGAGUUUUGGCCUCUGCCAGAGCGUCUGGAGGAGCUCCAGGUUCUUUCACGACAGGUCAGGGAGGUGACUGCACAGCUCAGCCAGCCUGUCACAGCCAGCUGGGAGUCCCUGGAGAGGGGGACGAUGUCGCUUCACUCCUCCACAACGUUGCCUGACAAACAGGAGGAUGAGGAACAGGAUAAAAAAGAGGCCAGGGAUAACAAAGACAUAGAUGGCUCUGAAGAACUUCGAAGGAAAGAGGUCCAUGGGGAUUCUCUGCAAGCUAUCCAAGCCACUGCCUCCAGCUUAGACCAUCCUGGCAAGGGAGUGAGGGCCAACUUGCGGGAGGUGGAGGCUGUGGUGGAGCAGCUCGUUGGACUGACCCUGCCUGAGAUCCAGAGGAGUCAGAGGGAGAACCAGCAAGCCAAUUCCCUCGUGAAGCACAUCAAAACUUUCUGCACAAACCUGGAGGAUCUCAUCCAAUGGUUGUAUACGGUGGUGGAGAAAAUGGAGGUUCUGGCUCCGCCCAGAGUUGACAUUGACAGUGUCAAAUCAUCACUAGCUGAAUAUAAGAGUUUUCAGAGAGAUGUUAGUGCUCACCAGUCUUUGACCACCUCUGUGCUGCAGACUGGAGAACUUCUUCUCAACUGUAUGACGUCCACCUCUCCAGUUUUGAAAGACACCCUCACUCUUAUUGAGAGGCAGUCACAGGCACUGGAGAUGCACACCGAGCAUCUCUUCUCCUCUAUCCUCUCAGCUAUGGAUAGCCUGACCCAGCCCAGCCAGCCUGUCCAGUCCAGCCAGCCUGGGGAUCCACAGCCUAGAGGCAAUGAAGCUUAAUGGAAAGUCGAUUUGUGGAUCAAGUUUAUCAAGAGAAUUUCUUCAACUCUGUUUUUGGAAAACCACUGUUAUAAAAUGUCUAAGCUGUUGGAUUGUUGUUAUUGACAGACAAAAUUACCACUUGAUUGCUUUUUACAUAUGUGCUUUAUAAACCUAGCAGAAGCUAGUAUUAUGUUUGCCUUAUGAAGUAUGGUCAAGCAUGUGAUGUUUUCAAUUGACCUACACAGAAAAGGGCCAGAUUCACUAAUGUAAUAAGAGCAUAACGCAUUGUGCUACAAUUUUUUACACAUAUUUAAACUUUCGAACCCUUUUUGUAUUACAGUCAAUGUUCUUUCUACAUUUAAGUCGUAUAGGCAUUGUGCCUCUGAACUUGACCUGUUGACUAUGUUCAAGAUUUCUAAUGUCUGGUUAUUCUACACUUGAGUGCCUUCUGGACUUACAGUCCAGAUUUCACCUUUGCAGUGAAUGUUCCUAUUAAGUUUUACAUUUACUUUAUUCAUCUAAAGUCACAUCCAGUGAUUGGACAUAAAACUGUUCAUAAAUUACUAAAAGUCAACACGAGCAAUACACACAACACAACAUUUUUCAUGUGUAUGUUUCUGUGUCACUAGUCUUUUCACUAGAAUGUUACUUAAGUUGCACUAAUUUGAAGGCAGCUUUAUUGGGAUCGGCAGCUGCCCAUCAGAGACACAGUUCUGGACAGUUCUAAGAAUAGUAUGUGCUGAAUGUGUGUUACACUUUUUAAAUUAUAUUAAAAUGUUUUGUUUGUCACACAAACAUUGGUCAAGUUAAAAAAGCAAAACAGUUUGUUGCACUUGUACUCGUUUUAACAUUCACACAAUAAAUGUGAAAACUGUUUUAAUUGUAAGACCAUACUUACGAGCACAAUACAUUACAGAAAUGUAGUAUCAGUGUGUAUCUUAAGUGAAUGGCCUGAAGUUAUUAUUAAAUCCAUUGCUAAUGA
This is a messenger RNA of Hypomesus transpacificus, 3413 nucleotides long. RefSeq names its product centrosomal protein 68 (gene cep68). The transcript is spliced from 9 exons. Lineage: Eukaryota; Metazoa; Chordata; Actinopteri; Osmeriformes; Osmeridae. The record is from RefSeq and is a predicted model, not a curated record. The coding region runs from base 287 to 2449 and encodes 720 amino acids.